Messenger RNA from Vicia villosa (hairy vetch), 1470 nucleotides. RefSeq names its product WAT1-related protein At4g08300-like. The record is from RefSeq and is a predicted model, not a curated record. The transcript has 7 exons. Gene Ontology annotation, cellular component: plasma membrane. NCBI's taxonomy places the organism in Eukaryota, Viridiplantae, Streptophyta, Magnoliopsida, Fabales, Fabaceae. Bases 98 to 1255 code for a protein of 385 amino acids. Gene Ontology annotation, molecular function: transmembrane transporter activity.
UGAUCACCCACAAACUCACAAUUCACAUAACUUAUAGUUUUGUGUGUGUGCUUUGUGUGUGUGUGUACUUUGUGUGUGAGUUUUUCUUAAGAGAUCAAUGGAGGAUCAAAAUGCUAUUGAGAAGGUUAACAAUGGUUCACUACUUCGGAAGAUGAAACCUUACCUUGCUAUAUUGUCUCUACAAUUUGGUUACUCUGGGAUGUAUAUCAUUACUAUGGUUUCUUUCAAACAUGGUAUGAGUCAUUGGAUUCUCUCGGUGUACCGUCAUGUUGUGGCCGCAAUUAUAAUCAUCCCUUUCGCGCUUGUUCUCGAAAGGAAAAUAAGGCCAAAGAUGACUCUUCCUAUCUUCUUGAGGAUAGUGGCACUUGGUUUCCUUGAGCCAGUACUAGAUCAAAACUUAUACAACAUGGGAAUGAAGAUGACUUCAACAACGUUUGCAUCUGCCACUGUUAAUGUCCUUCCUGCUCUAACUUUUAUAAUGGCACUCACUUUCAGGUUAGAAUCGGUAAACUGGAGAAAAUUUCAUAGCGUAGCCAAAGUAAUUGGAACGGUUAUAACCGUUUCAGGAGCUAUGGUUAUGACUUUGUACAAAGGACCUGCCUUCCAGUUCUUAAAAGGAGGAGGAAUCAGCCACCACAACGACGCUGCGGCCGAUGAACCUAUGCAACAAAAUUGGGUGAUGGGUCCAAUUAUGCUCAUAGGAAGUUGUGCUAGUUGGGCUGGAUUCUUUAUUUUGCAAUCAUUCACAUUGAAGAAAUAUCCAGCAGAGCUAUCACUCACAGCAUGGAUUUGUGUCAUGGGAAUCAUUGAGGGUUCAAUUGCAUCAUUUAUAUUUGAAAGGGACAUGAGUGUGUGGGUCAUAGGUUGGGACUCAAGGCUUCUUGCUUGUGUUUAUUCUGGUGUGAUAUGCUCUGGAAUGGCAUAUUAUAUACAAGGAGUUGUAACAAGAGAACGUGGACCAGUUUUUGUAACUUCUUUCAGUCCAUUAUGCAUGAUUAUCACUGCUGCAUUGGGUUCACUUGUCUUAGCCGAACAAGUUCAUCUCGGAAGUAUAUUUGGAGCUAUACUCAUUGUUGCUGGACUUUACACCGUGGUGUGGGGAAAAAGCAAAGAUCGUCGUGAAAGCGCGAAAGAAAUCCAAGAAUUACCAAUCAAGGAUGGUACAAAUUCAGAGACAGACAUUUUUCAUGGAAUUGAGAUUAAUGUUGCAGACGAAAAGUUGAAAAAAGGAGCAGCAAAAAAUGUUCCAACAUAAGCAUGAUCAUGAUGAAGUUGUUAAUGAACUAAUAAGAACAGUUUAUGUAUCAAAUUUUCCUAUUUUGUUAGAGGUUAUUAAAGAUUUUCUGCGGUGUGAAAAUCUUUUUUAAUUUAAGUAGCUUUACUUUUGUUUUUGUUACCUUAACUUUUUCUGUUCGGAAAGUAUAAUGUUGUGAAUCAAUAAUGCAAUAUAUAAUGCUUUUGUUUUGUCUA